Messenger RNA from Esox lucius (northern pike), 6074 nucleotides. It is a transcript of the gene tyk2, whose product is annotated as tyrosine kinase 2. NCBI's taxonomy places the organism in Eukaryota, Metazoa, Chordata, Actinopteri, Esociformes, Esocidae. Gene Ontology annotation, biological process: peptidyl-tyrosine phosphorylation; cell differentiation; cytokine-mediated signaling pathway. Gene Ontology annotation, molecular function: ATP binding; cytokine receptor binding; non-membrane spanning protein tyrosine kinase activity. The coding region runs from base 109 to 3615 and encodes 1168 amino acids. The transcript is spliced from 24 exons. The record is from RefSeq and is a predicted model, not a curated record. Gene Ontology annotation, cellular component: membrane; cytoskeleton; cytosol.
GGAAUGCGUGGGAGUAGGGGAAAUACGCAUUAGGAAAUAGUACGAAGUGGACAUCGAUUUAUCGUUUGAGAGAGGGAAAACUAAAUGGUGUAGAAGCCUGCUUGGCCCAUGAUGUCUCGAAGUGGCCGCUUCAAGAGCACCAGGACAGGGGCGUCCACAGGCCACUGUGAACCUCCUCAGGGUCCGGGUGUCCAUGUCUAUCUGUUCUGGACCAAGGGAGAGGAGCGCUAUCUGACCCACACACUUGGCAAAGUGACAGCGGAGGAGCUGUCUAUCUCUGCAGCUCAGAUUGUGGGCAUCACUCCACUGUGUCAUGUCCUGUUUGCUCUUUACAACCCGGAAACCCACUGUUGGUACAGUCCAAAUCAUUUAUUCAACCCAGAGGAGCAGAAAAUCCUGACACUGCAUUAUCGCAUGAGGUUUUACUUUCGGAAUUGGCAUGGGUUAAAUGAGACGGAGCCAUCAGUGCUGCGCUACGCCCCGCGGUCAGCAACAGAGCACGAGGGCUCACCCCUCCUGGAGAUGACCUCAUUAGAGUACCUGUUCGCCCAGGCAAAGUUCGACUUUGUGAACGAUGUAGCACCUAUGGAGGGUGCUCAGGGCGAGGAUAAGCUGUGCCGCUUUAAGAAUGAGAGUCUGGGGAUGGCCGUGCUGCAGCUCUCCCACCAGGCCCUGAACUCCGGUCGCACGCUACAGGAAGUGGCCAAGUCAGUCAGCUUCCUGCACUGCAUUCCGAGGUCGUUCUCCAGACACAUAACGAGGGACAACUUCCUGACCAAGAUCCGUAUCCGGCGAGUGUUUGCCGACUUCAUGAGGACCUUCCAGCAGCACACCGUGGGCCGUCUGGAGUCCCAGGAGGUCAUGUACAAGUACCUGUCCACCCUGGAGCACCUAGCGCCCCACUUUGGCACAGAGACGUUUCCUGUGGUCCACCUGGAGCAAAGGAAGGAUGGGGGCGAUGGCAGCAACAGUCAAGCCCACGGGGCCUCUGACUCUGAUAACUUUGUCACUCCAGCCUCGUAUGAGGUCACGGUGUCUGGCACUAACGGGAUUCAGUGGAGGAAGAUCGUGGUGCAGAAGGCCAAGGAAAACAACUACUUUGGGAACGAUUACUUUGGGAAUAGGAAAAGCGUAAAGAAACCCGCCGAGGGAGUACCCAAGCCUGCAGACACAUUGACAUCGUUCUGCGACUUCCCGGAAAUCUCCCACAUCAGCAUCACCGGAGCCAGUGUCAGCAUCAUUAAACAGGACAACUUCUCUUUGGAGAUUCAGAUGAAGUCCAACAUGGAGGCUCGGUCCUUUGUCUCCCUUCUGGACGGGUACUUUCGUCUCACUGCCGACGCCCACCACUACCUGUGUCAUGAGGUGGCUCCACCCAGAGUUGUGCUCAGUGCAACCAAUGGCCUCCAUGGACCAAUGCAUGACCACUUUGUGCUGCAGAGACUGAAAAAGGAGGGAGUAGAGGAGGGUCCCUUUCUGGUGCGCUGGAGCGUCCUGGACUACCAUCGCAUUAUAUUAGCGGUUCUCAACAAGAGCCAGAACGGACUAGCUCCAGUCCAUAAGCAGUUCAGGAUCCUGCAUAAGGGUUCCACGUUCUCUCUGGAGGGCUGGGACCGGGAGUUCAGCAGUGUCAAGGAGCUCACUGACAACCUCAAAACCUUUGUGCUCAAGUCUGGCUCGGAUAAUUUCACUGUGAAGAAAUGCUGCCUUCCCCGACCGGCAGAGAUUUCCAACCUGUUGGUGAUGAGGCAGGGGACAGGCCAGUGUGUUCAGCCAGGUUCUGUGUUCCUCUCACUGACACAGCUGAGGUUCCACCAGAUCAAAGACAAGGAGAUCAUCCAGGAGCAACAUUUGGGCCGUGGGACCAGGACUAACAUCUACUCAGGCCGCCUGUUGGUGUGGGGCGGUGCUGAGGAAGAUGAGGAUGAUGAGUGGAACAACAACCACAGUGAUCGCAAAUGGAGACGGGUGGUCCUGAAGAUCCUGGACCAGAGCGACAAGGACAUAGCCUUAGCGUUCUUCGAGGCGGCCAGUCUGAUGAGCCAGGUGUCCCACAGUCACCUGGUCUUUGUACACGGUGUGUCUGUCAGAGGAUCUGAGAAUAUCAUGGUGGAGGAGAAUGUGGAGUUUGGGCCUCUGGAUGUGUUUCUGCACAGGGAAAGAACGCGGGUCACCCCACAAUGGAAGUUUAUUGUUGCCAAACAGCUUGCAAGUGCCCUGAGCUAUCUUGAGACAAAACGCCUGGUACACGGUAACGUUUGUGCCAAGAACAUCCUGGUGGCUCGCUGCGGUCUGGAAGAAGGCACCAUUCCAUUUGUCAAGCUCAGUGACCCAGGCAUCGGGCUCAGUGCUCUCACCCGAGAAGAGCGUAUCGAACGCAUCCCAUGGAUUGCCCCAGAGUGUGUGCCCAACGGUGCCCCCCUUGGCAGUGCUGCCGACCAGUGGAGUUUUGGAGCCACUCUGCUAGAGAUCUGCAACAAUGGCGAUUUGCCCAUGAGUGCCAACACCCUCACCGAGAAAGAGCGUUUCUAUGAGACGCGGAGUCGCCUUGCAGAGCCUUCGUCACAGGAACUGGCCAGCUUCAUUAGCAUGUGUUUGACCUACGAUCCCAGGGAAAGGCCAUCGUUCCGCACUGUGCUUCGAGAGCUCACUGAACUGCAGAUGAAGAAUCCAGACAUUUCCCCACUGGAGUCUCUCCCAGACACUGACCCCAACGUUUUCUAUAAACGCUACUUGAAAAAAAUCAGAGACUUGGGUGAAGGUAACUUUGGGAAGGUGAUGCUGUAUGUAUAUGAUCCAGCCAACGAUGGGACCGGGGAGUGUGUGGCAGUGAAGUCCCUAAAGCAUGAGGGUGGUGGUCAUCACCAUGAAGGCUGGAUGAAGGAGAUUGAGAUCCUCAAGUCCCUCUACCACACCAACAUUGUGAAGUACAAAGGCUGCUGCUCGGAGCUGGGAGGGCAGGUGGUGCAGCUGAUCAUGGAGUACCUACCACUGGGCAGCCUUAGAGAUUACCUCCCCAAACACCGCUUGGGCGUGGCUCACUGCCUCCUCUUUGCUCAGCAGAUAUGCCAGGGGAUGGAUUACCUGCAUUACAAACGAUACAUCCACCGGGAUUUGGCUGCCCGGAACGUAUUGGUGGAGAAUAAGUGUCUGGUGAAGAUUGGGGACUUUGGCCUGACCAAGUACAUCCCAGAAGGAGAUGUUUACUACCGCGUGCGGGAGGAUGGAGACAGUCCUGUGUUCUGGUAUGCAAUUGAAUGCCUGAAAGAGAGCAAGUUUUCCUUCUCGUCUGACAUUUGGUCCUUUGGUGUGACGCUCUAUGAAAUCCUGACCCACUGUGACCCUCGUCAGAGCCCACCAGCGAAGUUCCUCCAGAUGAUGGAGAACGUGCAAGGUCAGAUGACAAUGAUGUUACUGAUCAAGCUUCUGGAGAAACACAACAGGUUGCCCUGCCCCCGAGACUGUCCUCACGAGGUGCACUUGUUGAUGCGGCAGUGUUGGGAUUUUGACCCUGCGAGACGGCCGUCUUUCAAAUCUCUUAUUGAGUCCAUUGAAGAGAUACGCAAGAUGUAUGAACAGCAGCUUAAUGUGUGUUUGGCCCAAAUAAGCCAGUGAUUACCUGACUUUGUUCCACAGAUUAGCAGGCUUUACACCUCAGCACUUUGCUACAACCAGUGAUGUGAGAAAGUGUUUGCCCCCACACAUAUUUAUUCCACUUUUGGGCUAUGAUUGUAAUCAGAACUUGUAUCUGAUAUGGGAUAAUGGUUAACUGAAAAAAAUGGAAUAUUUUGGUUUAAUCAACAACGUUAUGCAACACCCAAUACACCUGUGCAAAUGAAAAUACUCUGACACCCUAUAACAUUGUACCAUUGACUGCUACCAAAUGCUUCCUGUAUUUGUUGAUCAGAAACAAAUUAGGUUUGACUAAAUGCUACAGGUUAGCGACAUGCUUUUAGCACGCCUACAAAAAUGAAUACCCAACAUGCUCAGCCUAGACACAAAAAAGAAUGCACUGUAUUUGGGACAAAUCCCUCACUCCAUCCUAAGCCUCAUCUAGAUUUGUUGUUGAAUAAUGUUGUAAUUGAGCAAGUGAAGGAAACUAAUUUGCAUUGUGUUACAGAAGAUAGCAAGCCAACAUGGUCAAAACAUAUUGAUUAAGAUGUUGCUCAGAUGGGAAGAGAGCUUUCCCUAAUGAGGCUGCUUUCUCAUCUCAACCAACACAAGUUCUACAGGCCCUUAUUUUGUUAACGGCCAAUUGUGGCAUCUACUACGAUAAAAAAGGACAUACAAAUUGCAGUUGGUCUAAAACAGAGCAGCACAUAUAGCACUUAUAUGUACAUGGAGUGAAUGUACAUUCUGUCAUUCCCACCUGGCUCAAAGUGGAGGAGACACUCAGUACAUCACUGAGGGUCUUCGUGCAGGGUAUAGAUGCGUUGAGGGCUCCAAUCUCUCUGUUCAGGCAGUUCGGACACACAUCUGUACCAUAUCAGGCAUGCAACCAGAGGUCUCCUGAAAGUCCCAAAGUCCCGAUCAGGAGCUGGGAGGCGCACAGUGCCAAAUGGAGCCAAGGCCACACUCUUCCAUUCCGGGGAUUAUUAGAACUAGAACUGUGAAAAGACAGACAUUAUUAUGCAUUAUGAAUGUUAUUGUUAUGAAUCAUGUAUUUUGUUGUGGGGUUUAUGUUGGCAUAUUAGGCUAUAUAUUGUAGUGUUAUUUAUUUUGUCCUUGUAUUGCGCGGUAUUCUGAUUUCUGUUUUUCCCCAGGAAGCUGCUCCCUGGGGUGGGCUUAGGAGGAUUCUAAUAAAUAGUACUAAUACUUUCUAAACCCAAUUGAGAUGUUGUGGCAGGAUGUAAAGCCUGUAUCUAAUGCUCCAAAAACCACAAGUGUCACUGCAUUAAGACGCAUUCCGGAAUAUUUGGCCUUGUUGUAAAAGUGGAGCUGUCGAGCCUAAAUGGGUCCCAAUGUAUUUCACAUCCAGCCAAAAAUUUCUUGUUAUUUGCUGAAGUCCCAGACUGCAUAUUUAAACCAGGACUGUACAGUGAAAACGUUCCCACAGCAAUGUGAGAGACUGAUCCAAAGCUGCGGAGAGAGUUUGUUUAACUAUAUUGCAGCAAUUGUUGGCACAACCAACUACGGAGAGUAAUGGGAAAUCACUUUUUCACAUUGGGUAAUUGGGUGUUUAAUUUGUUGAAUUUGUUUACAUGUGUUAGGUACUAAAAUCUUAUUUCUUCACCAGUUAACUGUUAUCCUGUUCUUAGUUUAGGUUAAAGAACUGAUAACGCACGGUGUAAGAAAUAUGCAAAAAUAAAUAUAAAUAUGAAGGGGGCAAAUACUUUGCCACACACAAGUCUACUUUAGAGUCUACACCAUGCCCUGAAUUAUAGCCUACACCACAGUGCCCUCUGCUUGUCCUGAAGGAGAGUAUACUAUUGUAUUUCUAAAUAGGAAGUGAGACUUCAUUUUCAUACAUUUAUUCGUAUAGAAUAGAUGACUGCUUGGUAUUUACUGGCAGCAGGAACCCUUCUUUUUUGAUGGGACAGAUAUUAAUUCAAUUUUUUUUAAAGAUAUAUAUUUUCUGGCAUUUUUUGUGCUUUAUUUUAUAGAGGGGAAAGAUUAAUAGGAUGAAGCGUUUUUAUUGAAAGAGCAGUGGUGCUGGAUACUGUACAUGUGCACGGAUGGUCAGUGCUUAACCUGCCGAACCACCUGAGGCCACAGAGAUUAAUAUUAUUAUUAACUGUGAAAGACCCCAAUGACAGCCUGAUAGUGCUGGCCCCGUAGUAGAACCAUGUCAAGUUUUCGAAUUUGGUACUGAACUCUAGCCAGUUGGAAAAUCCCAUUCAUAUGAAUGAUUUAAAAUCCAGAGCAGGACAGAAGCUGUCAUACCACACUAUUCAUGACUCAUAAUAUUCACAGAAGUAAUGCAACACUUUGACUGAGGUAUAUCUAUCAACAUAUUUCCUUUAUUUGUUGUAAAUAUAUACACUGUUUCUUUUUACACUGUUUGGGAGGGUACAUUUAGAAAAUUCUGCAUCUAUGUCACUGUUUAAUAAACUUGCCUAUACAAUGCAAUCAGA